CAAAACACGUUUCCUCCAUCAACACAGAACUGAAGAACCCUUGAAGGAAUCAUCUUUAGAUGAGUUCAGUUGUACCUCGGGGAACGUAGUUAGUUGUAUCUUUGGGAGAUAGUGAAACAUGGGUGUCCAAGAAACUGGGAAUGAUGAAAAUAAAGGAACAAAGAACAAGUACAGAAGAAUGGAUUCUGAGCUUACCGAUUAUGGUAAUAAUGAUCCAGAGGUUGUACAAUACAAUCAGACACAGCGACAAAGAAGCAAGAGAACCAGAAAGUACGUUUUUGCUUGUGCUGUUUUCGCAUCUCUCAACAAUGUCCUUCUUGGCUAUGAUGUCGGUGUUAUGAGUGGAGCAAUCAUAUUCAUCCAAGAAGACCUAAACAUCACAGAGCUUCAGGAAGAGAUUCUCAUAGGUAGCCUAAGUGUCAUCUCCAUAUUGGGUAGUUUGGCCGGAGGAAGAGUCUCCGACGCCGUUGGCCGGAAAUGGAGCAUGGGUCUUGCUGCAAUCAUCUUCCAGAUUGGUGCAGCUAUAAUGACCUUCGCUCCUACUUUCAAAUUUCUAAUGAUAGGUCGACUCCUUGCCGGAGUGGGCAUUGGAUUCGGUGUCAUGAUAGCUCCUGUCUACAUCGCCGAAAUUUCUCCGACUAUCUCUCGAGGUUCAUUCACCUCAUUUCCCGAAAUAUUCAUAAACCUGGGGAUUUUACUAGGUUAUGUAUCCAACUAUGCGUUUUCUGGAUUUUCUUCCCACACAAAUUGGCGAAUCAUGCUCGCAGUUGGAAUCCUUCCGUCUGUUUUCAUAGCAUUUGCAAUAUUCAUAAUCCCGGAAUCACCAAGGUGGUUAGUGAUGCAAAAACCGAGUCGAUGA
Messenger RNA from Lactuca virosa, 859 nucleotides. The record is from the annotation of a GenBank genome assembly. NCBI's taxonomy places the organism in Eukaryota, Viridiplantae, Streptophyta, Magnoliopsida, Asterales, Asteraceae.